GGCUUCCUCCUUCGCCCCCAGACGGUCUCUGUAACGCUCGUCAAUUGCUCCUAAUCUCCUUGCUGUCAGAUUCUCUGAGUGGUCGCUCAAUUGUCGCCAGGAUGUGUGGAAUCUUCGCGUGUCACCAUCACCCCGAUGUGCAAACAUUCAAGCCUACGGCCCUGCGCAUGGCCAAGGCGCUGCGCCAUCGUGGACCCGAUUGGAGCGGAAGCUUCAUCUCUGAGAAGACCAUCCUCACGCACGAGCGUUUGUGUAUCGUCGGUGUCGACUCCGGCGCUCAACCUCUUGUGAACGAUGAUGGCUCCCUCGCUCUGGCUGUCAACGGCGAGAUUUACAACCACCGCAUCUUGAGAAAGGGGCUCAAGGCCGACUAUCAGUUCAAGACACACUCUGACUGUGAAGUUGUGAUCCCGCUGUAUAUGGAAUACGGUCUGGACGCCCCCAAGCACCUCGACGGCAUGUUCUCGUUUGUGCUUUAUGACAAGAAGCAGGACAGGGUUGUCGCUGCACGUGAUCCUAUUGGUGUUACCAGCUUCUACAUUGGCUGGUCCUCCGAGACUCCUGGUGCUGUUUACUUCGCCUCGGAGCUGAAGUCUCUGCACCCUGUCUGCGACAAGGUUCAGGCUUUCCCCCCUGGCCAUAUCUUUGACUCCAAGACCGGCGAGUUCACCCGCUACUUCCAGCCUAAGUGGUGGGACGCUGCCAAUGUCCCUUCCACCCCUGUCGACUAUAAGGUCAUCCGCAACUCCCUGGAGAAGUCUGUGCGCAAGCGUCUCAUGGCUGAGGUUCCUUACGGUGUUCUUCUGUCUGGUGGUCUUGAUUCCAGCUUGGUGGCGUCUAUCGCUCAGCGCGAGACCUUGCGCAUGCAGGAGGCUGCCCGCUCCGCUCAAGAGCAGGGAAUCUCAUCCGACUUGGUUGGUAUCGAUGACGAGAACGAGCUUUCCACAGUCACCACCUUCCAACAGCUGCACUCUUUCUCCAUUGGUCUGCCCGGUGCUCCCGACACUCAGGCUGCCCUGGAGGUUGCCAAGUUCCUCGGAACCAAGCACCACGCCUUUACCUUCACCGUGGAGGACGGCCUCAACGCGCUCUCCGAUGUCAUCUACCACCUCGAAACCUAUGAUGUCACCACCAUCCGUGCCUCUACUCCUAUGUAUCUCCUGAGCCGCAAGAUCAAGGCCAUGGGAGUCAAGAUGGUUCUUAGUGGAGAAGGCAGUGAUGAGAUCUUCGGUGGAUACCUUUACUUCCACGCCGCCCCUAACAGGGAGGAAUUCCACAAGGAGACCGUCAGACGUGUUAAGAACUUGCACUUGGCCGACUGCUUGAGAGCGAACAAGUCUACCUCCGCCUGGGGUUUGGAGGCUCGUGUGCCCUUCCUCGACAAGGAGUUCCUGGAGACUUCUAUGGGAGUCGAUCCCGCUGACAAGAUGAUCACCAAGGAGCGCAUUGAGAAGUACAUCCUGCGCAAGGCUUUCGAUACCACGGACGAGCCGGAUGUCAAGCCCUACUUGCCCGACAACAUCCUCUGGCGCCAGAAGGAGCAGUUCAGCGAUGGUGUCGGUUACAGCUGGAUUGAUGGCCUGAAGGAUCAGGCCGAGGUGCAGAUCACUGAUGAGAUGAUGAAGAACCCCAAGCCCGAGUGGGGAGACGAUAUUCCCGAAACCAAGGAAGCGUACUGGUACCGCCUGAUGUUCGAUGAGCACUUCCCCCCCACUUGCGCGGGCACCGUUGAGCGUUGGGUACCCACAUGGUCCAAGCAGUCCGAUCCCAGUGGAAGAGCCAUUUCCACUCACAACGCCAAGUACGACAACGCUGUUUAAACGAAUUAAUGUGAUCCUAAAUAAUGUGUAUCGGGACUCAAAUCUCUUGGGCAUAGAAGCAUGCAUCGGUGAUUUUAUCCUGGAGUCAGGCAUGGGGAUGCGAAAGUAGAAUUUGCCUUUAUCAUCUUUACCAGAAACUAGUUGUGUAAGAUUGUACUGUAGCUGUGGCGUCAUAUCUCCAAUGUAUCUACUUUUGGAUAACUUGCAAAAACAUUGGUGAAAUAGAUCAUAAAAUUCCAUGGG
This is a messenger RNA of Aspergillus homomorphus CBS 101889, 2063 nucleotides long. RefSeq names its product asparagine synthetase B. Lineage: Eukaryota; Fungi; Ascomycota; Eurotiomycetes; Eurotiales; Aspergillaceae. The record is from RefSeq and is a predicted model, not a curated record. The transcript has 9 exons. Gene Ontology annotation, cellular component: cytosol. Gene Ontology annotation, molecular function: asparagine synthase (glutamine-hydrolyzing) activity. The coding region runs from base 102 to 1820 and encodes 572 amino acids.